AUGGCAGAGACAACAGAACUCUCCAACGCAGAGCGCUUCAAAGCCACUCAUCUCGCUGCACGCCAUGGCAACUACCACCAAUAUUACACCAAAUUCCGAGCGCCCACCGUCCCGGACGAGCGCCUUUCCAUUCUUCCAUCAGACAUCCUCCGUGACGCGCGAGUUAUAGACCUAGGCUGCAACGCGGGCAAACUGACCCAUGAGGUGAUGGCUCACUGCGGUGCAGCCGCCUCAGUUGGUGUUGAUAUCGACCCGUGGCUGGUCGAACAGGCAAAGGUGGCAUACCCGGAUGGGCCUUGUACAUUUGAGUACUUUGACUUUAUGGAUACGUCCGCAUACAAGGGUACUGCGCUGGGCAAAUUCGAUGUUGUUCUACUGCUCUCUGUGACUAAGUGGAUACAUCUCAACAACGGGGACGCUGCGUUGUUGAAUGUAUUCGCGCAUAUAGAAAGCAUACUGAACGAGGGAGGUUAUCUCGUCGUAGAGCCGCAGCCUAUGAGCAAUUAUGCUAGAGCUUCAAAGAGGAAUAAAGAGUUAAGAGAGAUGUAUAAGACCAUCAAGAUCAGACCACCGUUUGAGUCUGAAUUGCAAGCGCUGGGAUUUGAGAGGAUAAUGCAAGUUGAGAGAGACGAGGAGGGGUUUGCUAGGCCCGUACAUGUUUGGAAAAAGAAAGCAUCAUCAUAA
Molecule: messenger RNA, 684 nt
Organism: Penicillium malachiteum
Lineage: Eukaryota; Fungi; Ascomycota; Eurotiomycetes; Eurotiales; Aspergillaceae
Product: class I SAM-dependent methyltransferase
Exons: 1
Coding region: 1-684 (227 amino acids)
Molecular function (GO): O-methyltransferase activity; RNA methyltransferase activity
Source: RefSeq, a predicted model, not a curated record